This is a messenger RNA of Heterobasidion irregulare TC 32-1, 150 nucleotides long. RefSeq lists its product as uncharacterized. The transcript has a single exon. Lineage: Eukaryota; Fungi; Basidiomycota; Agaricomycetes; Russulales; Bondarzewiaceae. The annotation marks the transcript as partial. The record is from RefSeq and is a predicted model, not a curated record.
ACAGGUUCUGGAAAGACACUGACAUUCUGGAUGCUAUUACUAUUUGCAUCUAGAAUUCAGAUUAUAGUCACACCUUUGAAUAUCUUAGGGAAGCAAAACAAAGAUGACCUCCGCAACAUCUGGAAACCACUCCCUUGUAUUAAGCUCUAA